AUGGAUUCCACACUCCCGGAGAGAGGUAUUUCCUCUCGCUCUUCAGAAUCUCCAGCUGCAGCUGCAGCUUCAAGACCGAAAGUCCAACAGCCGAAACCUCAAGCUCUCUCCAACCGCCCUGGUACUUCCGCGAUCCUGGUAUCCACGCGACAAAAGGGCAACCCAAUCUUGACCCACAUAAAGCUUUUACCCUGGGAGUAUGCCGAUAUUCCCGCAGACUAUGUAGUCGGCACCACAACGUGCGCAAUGUUUCUCUCCUUGAAAUACCAUCGCCUACACCCUGAAUAUAUCUACUCUCGAGUGAAACAACUGGCAGGCAAGUACAACCUCCGGCUUGUACUGGUAAUGGUCGACAUACAAGACCACGAAGAUAGUCUCAAGGAGCUGUCCAAAACAUCUAUUAUCAACAAUCUGACCUUGAUAUUGUGUUGGUCUGCACCAGAGGCUGCGCAUUAUCUCGAGCUCUUCAAGUCCUCAGAGAACGCACAGCCCACCGCCAUUCGAGCCCAGCAGGCCCAAACCUACAAGGAGUCGCUGGUGGAAUUUGUCACAGUUCCCAGGAGUAUCAACAAGUCUGACGCCGCGAGUUUGAUAUCCACCUUCGGCAGCUUGCAAAAUGCUAUCAAUGCACAACCAGAGCUAAUUAGCGCCGUGCCCGGUUGGGGGGAGAAAAAGGUCCAGCAAUGGUGUCACACAGUUCGAGAAGAUUUCAGAGUCGAGAGCACGAAGAGGGUUUCUGUUCCUGUCACACAACGCCGGGCUCAACUAUCAGCCGUGAAAGUGUAUGAUAGAAACAAUCAAAAUACAGAUGAAGAGGAUGAAGAAGAGGCAAUUCUUCGUGAAGUUCUAGCGGAAAGCAAAAAGACAGCUGCUGCAGAAGCUGCGCGGCUGACUGAGCCUCAGGCUGGAGGUCAACCAAGUGAAGAGAUGAGUGAAGGUAUCGCAGCGGCACUUGCUAGACUCAGAGACAAUGCUGGCUGA
Molecule: messenger RNA, 981 nt
Organism: Penicillium digitatum Pd1
Lineage: Eukaryota; Fungi; Ascomycota; Eurotiomycetes; Eurotiales; Aspergillaceae
Product: DNA repair protein RAD10
Biological process (GO): mitotic recombination; UV-damage excision repair
Cellular component (GO): nucleus; ERCC4-ERCC1 complex; nucleotide-excision repair factor 1 complex
Molecular function (GO): damaged DNA binding; single-stranded DNA binding
Source: RefSeq, a predicted model, not a curated record